GAGAGAGAGAGAGAGAGAGAGAGAGAGAGAGAACCAGCUCGCGCUAUACAGGAGCGUGUUUACCAGAAACGAGCCGCUAUUCUGCGAUACUGGCGCUGCGCAAUAGAUAAGAGCACAUAUAAGCGUGUGCUUUGGCUAAGAUGUGACCCCACCAGCCCUUCGUCGACUGUGUCACAAACGGCAGAGAUGUGCCCCGGUAGAUAGCUCGGAUACUGCGAGGACAAACUGCUGUAAGACUGAGACUGAGGCUGUGACUGCAGUCUUCAAUGACAGUGUCUGUGUUACCGUCGGUGAACCAGCUCUGCUAAACCUCCCGCUGCUAACUCACUCACCGGUCCUGGUUACUAUACAAGCAGAGGAGAGUUACCGAGCAAAUUGUGAACAUGAAGUUCACGGAGCAUCUCUCGGCUCACAUCACCCCGGAGUGGAGGAAGCAGUACAUCCAGUAUGAGGCUUUCAAAGAGAUGCUGUAUGCUGCUCAGGACCAGGCCCCAUCUAUCGAAGUCACAGAUGAGGAUACAGUUAAAAGGUACUAUGCCAAGUUUGAGGAGAAGUUCUUCCAGACGUGUGAAAAAGAGUUGGCCAAGAUCAACACCUUCUACUCUGAAAAGCUUGCUGAGGCCCAGCGGCGGUUUGCCACGCUGCAGAACGAGCUGCAGUCAUCGCUGGAUGCUCAGAGGGAGAGCUGGGCCAACGGGCGGGGGCUGAGGAAGAGGAAGACGGUGUUCGCCCUGUCGCAGCAGGAGCGCUGCAAACACAGGAACAUAAAGGACCUGCAGCUGGCCUUCUCCGAGUUUUACCUCAGCCUCAUUCUGCUGCAGAACUAUCAGAACCUGAACUUCACAGGUUUCAGGAAGAUCCUGAAGAAGCAUGAUAAGAUUUUGGAGACUUCCAGAGGGGCCGACUGGAGGGUAGUCCAUGUUGAAGUGGCUCCAUUUUACACAUGCAAGAAAAUCACACAGCUCAUCUCUGAGACUGAGGCAUUGGUCACAACAGAGUUGGAAGGCGGUGACAGGCAGAGGGCCAUGAAGAGACUGAGGGUCCCCCCCCUGGGAGCUGCACAGCCGGCUCCUGCCUGGACCACCUUCAGAGUGGGGCUGUACUGUGGAGUGUUCCUGGUGCUGAUGGUCACAGUGGUCAUUACAGGGGCUGUGGUGAUCCGCACGGCUGAUGUUUGGCCUAUGAUCAGGAUCUACAGAGGAGGCUUCCUGUUGAUAGAAUUCCUCUUCCUGUUAGGCAUCAACACCUACGGCUGGAGGCAGGCAGGAGUUAACCAUGUGCUCAUAUUUGAACUCAACCCCCGAAACAACCUGUCACACCAACAUCUGUUUGAGAUUGCAGGUCUGCUGGGGGUGCUGUGGUGUGUGAGCCUGCUGUCCUGCCUCUUCAGUGAUAGCAUCCUGGUACCAAUGCAGGCUAACCCUCUCGCUCUCUACGGCCUCUUCUUCCUCUUCCUCAUCAACCCCUUCAAGACCUGCUACUACAAGUCACGCUUCUGGCUCCUAAAACUCUUGUUUCGAGUGGUGACUGCUCCCUUCCAUCAUGUUGGCUUUGCAGACUUCUGGCUGGCGGACCAGCUGAACUCUCUGGGUGUCGUUCUGAUGGACCUGGAGUAUAUGAUCUGUUUCUACAGCUUUGAACUAGACUGGAAAAAACAUGAUGGACUCAUCAGCAGCGAGGGUAGAGAUGUGUGUAACUCCUACUCAUACGGAGUGCGAGCCGUGAUCCAGUGUCUUCCUGCUUGGUUCCGGUUCGUGCAGUGUCUGCGCCGUUACCGCGACACCAAACGGGCUUUCCCUCACCUUGUGAACGCUGGGAAAUACUCCACUUCCUUCUUUGUUGUCACCUUUGCUGCCCUAUACAGCACACAUAAAGCUGAAGGCCACGCUGACACACAGAUCUUCCUCUACCUGUAUAUCGGCUGUUUGGUGGUCAGCUCCUGUUACACACUGAUCUGGGAUCUGAAGAUGGACUGGGGCCUGUUUGACCGGAACGCAGGAGAGAAUACCUUCCUGAGAGAGGAGAUAGUGUACCCACAUAAGGCCUAUUACUACAGUGCCAUAGUGGAGGAUGUGCUGCUGCGCUUCUCCUGGAUUCUGACCGUGUCCCUCAGCACAGUCUCUGGGCUGCACGGCAUCUCUGACAUCCUGGCCACUGUGCUGGCCCCAAUGGAGGUCUUUAGACGUUUUGUGUGGAACUUCUUCCGAUUGGAGAACGAACACCUGAAUAACUGUGGUGAGUUCAGGGCCGUCAGAGACAUCAGCGUGGCUCCGCUCAACGCAGACGACCAAACGCUGCUGGAGCAGAUGAUGGACCAGGAGGACGGGGUCCGGAACCGGCAGGGCAAGAAGAACUGGAAGAGGAGCUACAGCAUGAGUCUACGCAGGCCGAGGCUGGCCUCUCAAUCCAAGACCCGGGACACCAAGGUUCUGAUCGAGGACACAGACGAUGACUCCUGACAUCAGGCCACGCCCCUCGCCUGGGUCCAGAAUUUAUUUAAAGGAGGAAACUCCACCUCCUAACCGAGAAUUCACCCAGCGAGUCGGGCGUAGAACCCUCCACCAAGAGGGAUUCUAAAGCUACGAGAUAUGAGCCUCUACAUGGUUCACUACUGUUUGAAGUAUUUCAGCGGAGCAACACCCCCGCACCACGGCCAUCAAUCUAUUUCUCCCACAUUCAAUAAUAACUAGGGGGCUCCUCACUGAGCAUCUACCUUAUCGCAGCAGUGGGUGAAGAACUUCUCUUCCUUUCAUCCACACCCCCCAGAGGUGGACCUAUAACUACACCCACUGCUCAGCCUUUGCUUGGGCUGUGAGUCUGAGCUGAGGACCAACAGGCCUCUGACAGGAAGUGUUCCUGCUUCCAAAAGCUUCAGUGAUUGGUCUCCACCUGCACCACACCUCAUGAGAGCAGAGUGGACUUGUAAAUUGGCCUCUUUUUUCCUAUAAGAGAAAAUAGUAUAAGUCCCACCCCCCCUUUCAGCGACUUUUAGCCACCCCGGCCGACAGACUGCUGGGGAACAUUUGUGAGUCUCCCUCACUCUUAAGCUUCCCUUCAAAUCAUCACAGAGCUGCCUACCUGCACCUUACACGCUUUAGAAACACACACACACACACACACACACACACACACACACACACACACACACACACACACACACAUAUUUAGAAAGAUGCACUUUGUAGAUGUGAAUUGAAAUGGACUUUGUUCACACAGACUUUGGUGUGUUGUAUUGUUCAUGGAUGUGCACAACUUGACCAUUCAUCUUUUUGAGACCCAUGGAAGAAGAAAUACUCCCAAAGCGUUGCAAAUAUUUGUAACCGUGGUUUUAAAUACGAGACGGACCAAGUUAGGGAGCAGUAUGAAAGUACUUAGAAAAUAACAUAGUACAUCCUGUUCAGACUGCAUGGACCAGCGGCCGUGAGCUGAGAGGAACCUUUCUUUUGUUUCCAGAAGAAAGAUGAAGACCUGCGCUAACUCCAUGUUGAUAAAGUAUCCUUCAUUUAAAAAAUGCUUUUACUGAAUGUAUGCCAACCUAUUUAUGUAUGUAUGAGUGGGAGAGGUGCCUAAAUACCACCAGUCCACGCUUUCGGGCCCAUUACCAUCCUGAGAGCUCCGAUGAGUUCUAGGAACAUUUUCUGUUGCGCCCUGCCGUGUCGAUGAAGCCUGAAACAGUUAUUGUCUCCUGGGAGAGUUGCAAUGUGCUGACGAAGAAAAGGGGAGCGCACCUGUCUGUCACAUGCUGGUUCAAACGGCUUCUUCUGGCUGUGGAGUGAAUGUGUUUACAUGAGAUGCAUGCUAAUAUACCUCAGUUCCCUUUAACACUCCGCUUUGCUCCUAACACAUAAUGUUGGUUGAAAUAAAUAAGGUUUUUGUCAUUUUAAUGUAU
This is a messenger RNA of Gymnodraco acuticeps, 3889 nucleotides long. Its product is annotated as xenotropic and polytropic retrovirus receptor 1 homolog. Gene Ontology annotation, biological process: phosphate ion transport; cellular response to phosphate starvation. The transcript has 16 exons. The record is from RefSeq and is a predicted model, not a curated record. Lineage: Eukaryota; Metazoa; Chordata; Actinopteri; Perciformes; Bathydraconidae. The coding region runs from base 384 to 2459 and encodes 691 amino acids. Gene Ontology annotation, molecular function: inositol hexakisphosphate binding. Gene Ontology annotation, cellular component: Golgi apparatus; plasma membrane; cytoplasm.